Centruroides sculpturatus (bark scorpion) is the source of this 887-nucleotide messenger RNA. Its product is annotated as nucleolar protein 8-like. Gene Ontology annotation, molecular function: RNA binding. The transcript has 6 exons. The coding region runs from base 212 to 880 and encodes 222 amino acids. Lineage: Eukaryota; Metazoa; Arthropoda; Arachnida; Scorpiones; Buthidae. The record is from RefSeq and is a predicted model, not a curated record.
GUAAUUGAAAAUUAGGGUACACAUAACUGAAAGAGAAGUGUUUAAAUAUAUUUCAAAUAACAAAGAAAAUUGUCAUUAAAGAAAGAGAAAUAAAAUAAAAUAAAUUAGAAUCCAAUUUCCAAACAAUUAGUAGGUGGCAACGCUAUAUCGAUACACGAAAGCACGUGGAUGUAUGGCAUGUAUAUUUUAAAUUUUAUUAAAAUUGUUAAGUAUGGAACGAACAACUGAUGUCUUUGUGAAUAGUUCAUUAUCUAACAAGAAAAGACUUUCAUCACAGCAGUUAAAUGAAAAGAAAUAUAAAGCUCAACAAUAUCAGAUUAAAGCUGCUCUUGCAAAAAUUGACUGUAAGACAUCUUUGAAUAAAAAAGUUGUAUUUGAUUCAGAUGAAGAUGAAAUAAAACAACCAUCUAAAAUAUAUAAUGGUCAGCUUGAAAAAAGAAAACUUUUUGAUGAUUCUGACAGUGAUGAAUCUGAAAAUGAAUCUAAAUUGACCAAAGAGCAAAAUUUAAAUGAUUUGUUUCGUGUAAGAGCACAAUUUGAAGGGAAAAAGGGACAAAAGUUGUUAGAAUUACAAACACGUUUUAAAAAUGAUGAAAGAUUUCAACUGGACGAAAGAUUUCUUGAAAGUGAUGAUGAUGGUGGAAAUGAAAAAGAAGGACUUGAGAAAUUAGAAACCAUGGAUAUUUUAGAAGAAAGAAAAAGGAAUUUUGAAAUUCUACAGAAUGUUAUUGGUGUGCAGUUUCCAAUUGAGCCAUCUAAUAAAAAAUUGAAGCAAAAUUAUAAAGAUAUGAAUAAAUUACGCUAUGAUCCAACAAGUGAAGAUGCAAAGAAAUUUGAAUUAAAGCGUGAACCAAAACAAAAGGACUCAUUGAAAAAGUAAUAAUAGA